Ceratitis capitata (Mediterranean fruit fly) is the source of this 3159-nucleotide messenger RNA. RefSeq names its product RNA cytidine acetyltransferase. The transcript is spliced from 11 exons. Gene Ontology annotation, molecular function: tRNA binding; ATP binding; 18S rRNA cytidine N-acetyltransferase activity. Gene Ontology annotation, cellular component: 90S preribosome; nucleolus. NCBI's taxonomy places the organism in Eukaryota, Metazoa, Arthropoda, Insecta, Diptera, Tephritidae. The record is from RefSeq and is a predicted model, not a curated record. The coding region runs from base 82 to 3099 and encodes 1005 amino acids. Gene Ontology annotation, biological process: rRNA acetylation involved in maturation of SSU-rRNA.
UUUUAUUCGCUGCUAUAUUAUCACUAUAAAGUUUAAAAAAACAAUUUUUAUUUCGUAAAGAAAAAGAGUUAAAUCCCAAAAAUGGUUAAAAAGAAGAUUGACAAUCGCAUACGCGUUAUGAUUGAAAAUGGUGUCAAGUUGGGGCACCGUACUAUGUUCAUAAUAAUCGGUGACAAAGGCCGGGAUCAGGUGCCCAUACUCUACGAUAUUUUGACGAAAUCGACAGUAAAGGCACGUCCUACUGUGUUGUGGUGUUACAAAAACAAAGAUGAUGCUAUAUCCAAUCACGGCCGUAAGCGCGCUAAAAAAAUUGCUGCUGGUAAAAUUGAUGUCAACGAUGCUGAUAUGUUCGAUACGUUUCGAGUAUCCACAACUAUUCACGGUCGUUACUACUCAGAAACGCAUGCUGUUUUGGGUCGAACUUAUGGUGUAUGCGUUCUGCAGGAUUUCGAAGCUCUUACACCAAAUUUACUAGCGCGAACGGUGGAGACGGUUGAAGGUGGCGGUUUGAUAAUUUUAUUGCUGAAGACACUACAAUCGUUAAAACAGUUGUACACUAUGAGUAUGGAUGUACACAAACGUUUUCGAACUGAGGCACAUCAAACGGUCACUUGUCGUUUUAAUGAGCGUUUAAUACUCUCACUGGCGGAUUGCAAACGCUGUCUUGUAGUCAACGAUGACCUUACAGUGCUACCCCUGAGUUCUAAAACUAUUAACGUGGAACCAGUCAAUCCCGCCGAUGUUGGGAAAUCCGAGAACUCGGAGAUGUUGCAAGAGUUAAAGGAAAGUUUACGUGAUACACCACCAGCUGGACCACUGGUGAAUCAGUGUCGUACAUACGACCAAGCACGCGCUGUUGCGCAGUUUAUUGAAGCGUUAGCAGAAAAGCAAUUGAAGCCACCCACAACAUUAACGGCAGCACGUGGUCGUGGUAAAUCAGCCGCGAUGGGUCUAUCUAUUGCCGCUGCAGUAGCAUUUGGUUAUGUUAACGUAUAUGUGACUUCUCCACAUCCGGAAAAUUUAAUCACACUCUUUGAAUUUGUACUCAAAGGUUUUGAUGCGCUGGAAUAUCAGGAACAUGCUGAUUACACUAUUAUACGUUCCACCAAUCCAGAUUACAAAAAAGCUAUCAUUCGCAUUAACAUAACACGUUCCAAUCGUCAGACCAUACAAUAUAUUGCGCCUACGGAUACACACUUGUUGAAUGCUGCUGAUCUGUUAGUAAUUGAUGAAGCUGCCGCUAUACCCUUACCGUUAGUCAAGAAAAUGAUGGGUCCAUAUUUAAUAUUCAUGGCAUCUACCAUAAAUGGUUAUGAAGGCACAGGACGGUCACUGAGUUUAAAGCUGAUGUCACAACUACAAAAGGAUAAUAAUGCACCACCACCAAUAAAACUCGAAGAGUCCAUACGUUAUAGCGAAGGUGACGAUAUUGAGGCAUGGUUAAUCAACUUGUUGUGCCUAGAUGCCACUACUGUACCGAAUAUUAGUUCCGGUUGCCCAACACCAGAUUCUUGCGAUCUCUACUAUAUCGAUCGUGAUGCUUUGUUUUCAUACCACAAAGCGGCAGAAUCUUUUCUCCAUCGUUUAGUUUCUAUAUACGUAGCUUCUCAUUAUAAAAACAGUCCUAAUGAUUUGCAAAUGAUGAGCGAUGCUCCAGCGCAUCACAUAUUCUGCCUACUUGGGCCAAUACAGCGUAAAGAUCAAUUACCGGAGAUAUUAGUUGUUGUACAAGUAGCAUUAGAAGGUCAAAUUUCUUCACAAACAGUAAGUGAUUCAUUAGGACGGGGUAGAAAGGCAAGUGGUGAUCUCAUCCCAUGGAAUAUUUCUGAACAAUUUGGUGAUCGGGAAUUCCCCAAUUUGUCUGGCGUACGUGUGGUUAGAAUUGCAACUCAUCCAAAUUAUCAACGGAUGGGUUAUGGUAAACGUGCAAUAAAAUUGUUGCGUGACUAUUAUCAAGGCAAAUUUACAGACUUGAGUGAAAAUCCACAGGAUGACGAAAAUGGCAUAGAAGAAGUUGAAGAAGAACAAUUGGGUAUACUCAAAGAACAAAUUCGGCCUCGUCGUAAAAUACCUACAUUACUGAAACGCUUGAAUGAACGCAUACCAGAACACAUCGACUAUUUGGGGACAUCUUAUGGUUUAACACAAGAGUUACUCAAAUUUUGGAAAAAUUUAGGAUUUGUGCCUGUUUAUGUUAGUCAAAAGGCGAAUGACCUUACCGGCGAACAUUCAUGUAUUAUGUUACAUACCCUAGAUAAGGCAAGCGCAACACCAGAGAAAAAAUGCGCCGAGUGGCUGAGUUUAUAUUUCAAUGAUUUCAGAAGACGAAUCAUUAAACUGCUGAGUAAAACUUUCCGUGAAUUCACUACUAGUUUGGCAUUAUCCAUUAUCGAUAAUAAAUGGACAAAGAUUGAACAGAAAGCUCUUGACAAACAUACGCUUGAUGUUUACUUUUUACCGCACGAUAUUGAGCGCUUGGAAUCGUAUUCUCGUAACCAAAUCGAGUAUCGUUUGAUAUUAGAUUUGAUAAACGAUAUAAGUUAUUUAUAUUUUCAAGGUAAAAUGCCUGAACUGCAAAUAGAUACUUUGCAAAAGGCUAUUUUACUCGCUAUUGGCGUGCAAGGAAAAACGGUUGAUGGUAUCGCUGCAGAACUGAACAUGCCUGGAAAUCAGGUUUUAGCUAAAUUUUAUGAUAUGGUUAAGAAGUCCUCCAAAUAUAUGCUUGCCGUUAUCGAGGGACACAUUGAGAGCAAAAUGAAGAGUGAAACACAGCUCAAUCGUGGCGAGGACUUUGUGCCAGUAUCACUUUCACUUAAUGAUGAAUUAGAAGAGACUGCGCAGCAAUUAUCUAAGAAACAGAAAGAAGAGCUGAAAAAACUGAAAAUGGAAAGUUUAAAAGAAUAUGCAAUUAAGGGCACCGAUGAAGAUUGGUCAAAGGCUUUGACAAAUUCGGAUGAUAAAACCAAGCUAGUAUCCGUCAAAAGCGGUGUCAAACGCCUUGAUGAUACAAUAGAUGUGAGCAAUCCCAAAGAGAUGCCCGAAAAGAAGAAAGUAAAGCUUAGCAAAAAGACAAAAGCUUCUAUGAAGUCUCUCAUUUAAUUUCAAGACGAAAAAGUAGUAUUGAUUUUUACUGACAAAAAUAAAAGUUAUAUACCUUAA